Nomascus leucogenys (northern white-cheeked gibbon) is the source of this 462-nucleotide messenger RNA. Its product is annotated as Golgi apparatus membrane protein TVP23 homolog B-like. The record is from RefSeq and is a predicted model, not a curated record. Gene Ontology annotation, cellular component: Golgi membrane. NCBI's taxonomy places the organism in Eukaryota, Metazoa, Chordata, Mammalia, Primates, Hylobatidae. Gene Ontology annotation, biological process: protein secretion; vesicle-mediated transport.
AUGUUGCAGCAGGACAGUAAUGAUGACACUGAAGAUGUUUCACCCUUCAAUGCAGAAGAGAAGACAACCAAUAGACCAAAAAAAAUUAGAUACCCAAUAGCAUAAUUUUUCUGUUUACUCUUUUGAGACCAUGCAGUUAUAAUCCAUCUCUGUGAAUUGCUCAGCAGCAGUUAUACUGCCUGGAUGGUGACAGUUCUCUUGUUGCCAUGUGAUUUGGGGGCAGUGAAGACUGUCACAGGUAGAUUAAUGAUGGACCUGCAUUGGUGGAAUCAUACUGAUGAAGAUGAGAAGAACCACUGGGUGUCCAGGAAGAGCCACUGGGAGUGCAGGAAGGCAUCCCCUCAAGAUAACAAAACUGUCUCAGAGGCUGAAUUAAGGAUCUUUUGGUUGGGAUUUAUUGCCUGUUCAGUGCUGUGGGUGGUAAUUGCCUUUAGUGCCCUCUUCUUUUUUGGAGUAAAGUGA